Molecule: messenger RNA, 2004 nt
Organism: Punctularia strigosozonata HHB-11173 SS5
Lineage: Eukaryota; Fungi; Basidiomycota; Agaricomycetes; Corticiales; Punctulariaceae
Product: calcium activated cation channel
Exons: 22
Coding region: 18-1841 (607 amino acids)
Source: RefSeq, a predicted model, not a curated record
GCGUCAGUCAAGUUAGCAUGGCUGAUCAUGAAAGUCUCAGCAGCGCGAUGCCGGAGGAGCCGGCUCACCCAACGCCGGAGACGAUGACCAAACUGGUGAAGCGAAUGAGGGUCUUGACCCUCACGCUACUGCCCAUUGAGGUGGACCCAGAGAGUUUAGCCGAUGUCACGAGCAGGACUAUAACCCCUCAAGUGGUUUCGGCAUACAUUGACGCUGCAGGCGACUUCCUCGACGCACUGCCGUAUGCGCUACUGCGUGCCCGUAGGAGGUUCAUGUGGGAGGCUAACCACAGUCCGGCUGAUUACGGAGAGAAUUGGGGAAGAGCCAUUGCAUGUGAAGUAAUUGCACGACGGGUUUGCCACCAAGCUCCUCGCGAUCGCCUUACCUACAUGAUGUCGCAUCGUUAUCAAAUCAUCGAAUCGGAUGGUGAUAACAGUGAUAAGGAAAGCGCGGUUGAGAUUGCCAUAGACUCACACUGUACAAUUUUCUUGUCAUCCAACGAAGCUCAGGAUGUUGUUAACGAAUUAUGGAAAGGACAACUGGUGCCGAAGCAUUCUGGCCACCACGAUAUGGACUAUGUUUCAUACCAUGAAACAGAAGCUCUCGAUUUCUGGGAUCAUCUGGACGCCCAGCGCAUGUCUGUGCCAAGAUAUCAGAAUUUCUUCCGGAUUGCUGUUUGGCUCGUUUUCCUUGGCAUUUACUCUCAAGCAGUGCGUGAACCCCUGGACCGUGACAACCCGCUACAUCAGCACCUCGAUCCCUUCGAGAUAUGCUUAUACGUACUGGCACUGUCCUUUGCUGUUGAAGAUAUGCAUAAGCUCUACAAAUUACUGCACUUCGUCUCAGUCAAGGCGUUUUCCUUCUGGCUCAUCAUCGGGCUCGUUACCGACGGUCUUUUUAUCACGGCAUUCACGCUCCGCUUAGCCGGAAUAUGGUCGAACGGCACAGGCUCUGGCACGCUUCGAUUACGGAGUUUCCAAGUCCUGAGUUAUGUGGCACCAUUGAUCUGGAUGAAGCUGGUGACCGUAUUCGAUGGCUACAAAUAUGUCGGGACAAUGCAAAUUUGCAUGGCCCGGAUGAUCAAGGAAUCCGGCAUCUUCUUUGCGCUACUCUCCAUCCUAGGCAUAGGAUUCGUUCAGGGACUGUGGGCACUGGAUGCCGCAGAUGGCAGAUCGGAUCUUCCCGUCGUGAACCUGCUCAUCGAGGCGCUUCUGCAAGCUCCUGCGUAUGACAAAUUCGCAUUCAGUCCUGUUGGGUUGUCUCUGUAUUACCUAUGGAAUGUCGCGACAGCUGUGAUCCUCCUCAAUGUUCUCGUGUCGCUAUUCUCGUCUGCGUACGACGACGUCGUUGAAGACGCUGAGGCCGAGUAUCUGGCGUUCUUUGCUUCCAAGACAAUCGAGAUGAUCCGAGCACCGGAUCACUUCGUCUACCCCGCCCCAGCCAAUAUCAUUGAGCUUGUGGUAGCUCCAUGGGAGAUGGUUCUGAGCGAGAAGUCAUACGCGAAGCUGAAUAGGGCCGUGAUGAUGACAAUUUUCUUUAUCCCACUCACCAUCAUCGCGUUGUACGAGACCGCGUUGCAAUCAGGAAGGACCAAGAAUGGUUGGGCAAACAGCUGGCUGAAUGAGGGCAACGGAAGCAUCGACGACGACUCUUCCGAAACACGCGACCCCAAACUCAACGAGGAUGAUGAAGGCGGCAAGCAGAUUACUAAAGUUGCAUUCGAUGAGAUCGUGAAGGUUUUUCCAAACACAGCUAUGUCAAGCGAAGCCACCAUUCUCAAGGAGGUCCAGGAACUCAAGGAUCAGAUCAAGAAAUUGACGGAGCUCUUGGAGCGGCGAUGAGGGAGGAGGGAGUUUCCGAAAGCAGGGGCUGAUGCAGAUGGUGGACCAUCUAAUGUUGGAAUGCUAAGUCCGCUGGCGACACAUCACAGGACGUUCCGGGGACGAUUACCUACGCUAUUGAAUCCAAAACAACUUACCGGUGCUCUAACUACAUGUGUAACCG